Messenger RNA from Cuscuta campestris, 2082 nucleotides. Lineage: Eukaryota; Viridiplantae; Streptophyta; Magnoliopsida; Solanales; Convolvulaceae. The record is from the annotation of a GenBank genome assembly.
GACCAAAGCUUGGAACCCCAAAUCCCACCGCCGCGGAGUUCCCCUGAAUUUCUUGUUCUAACACUAUCCCCUGCUAUUCUUGAUUGAUCUUUCUAAGAACCCUAGGAUUUGUGCUCCUAACCCUCGGUUUCCGAUUUCUUUCUUCUGUCACUGUUGCAUUACAAUCGAGAAAGAUUUUAUCUUUCUCGUUCUUUCCUUUUUUUUUUUCGUUUGGGAAUUCAUUGUUGAUAUCCCAGAUAUUCUCAUCGGAUAUCGGGUCUCUUUUAUGGAAUUUGAGGAACCUGUGAUUCAGCAUUCAAUCGAUGUUGGUGUUGGAGCAGGGAAUCAUGCGGUUCCACGCGUAAUUCCUGGACCGCAGCCCAUUAGGGUUGCAAGAAUUGUUGUUCCCUUUCCGCCUCACCGGGUCGUUACAUCUAGGGUUGGAUUUAACCUCGACGUGUUCUUGAGAAUGGAGAUGGAAAGGUCUUCGUCUCUCUCACAGAUGAUGAUGAACGAGGGUUUGGUUCCAUCAGAAGAAGAUGAAUUGAGGAGGAGAAAUGUCAUUCACAAGUUAAAGAAGAUAGUAAUGGAAUGGAUUAAAAGGGUUGCUUACAGACACCAACUCCCAAAAAGAUACCUCGCUAUGGCCUCGGCUAGGAUUUUGACUUUCGGUUCAUAUGGACUUGGGGUUCAUAACGCGGCAUCGGACAUUGAUGCAUUGUGUGUUGUCCCCUGCUUUGCUAAUAUGAGGGAAGACUUUUUCGUUUUGCUGUACAACAUACUUGCCAGCAGACCUGAAAUCUCAGACAUCUACUGUGUCAAGGAUGCUAAAGUUCCUCUGAUGCGCUUUAAAUUUGAUGGGAUCUCCGUUGAUCUUCCAUAUGCUCAACUUAAAGUAAUAUCCAUCCCAGAGAAUGUGGAUUUGUUCAACCCAUUUUUUAUGAGGAACAUUGACGAGAGCAGCUGGAAAAGUUUAUCAGGAGUACGUGCUAAUAGGAGUAUCCUUUCCCUUGUUCCAAGCAUUGAGGAAUUCCAAUCACUGCUGCGCUGCGUUAAGUUAUGGGCAAAGAGACGAGGGUUGUAUGGAAAUUUGCUAGGAUUUUUUGGAGGGAUUCAUCUAGCAGUCCUUUCAGCAUUCGUGUGUCAAAAGCAUCCAGCAGCAAAGUUGAGUUCCCUGGUGUUGAUCUUCUUCAAGACAUUUGCCUUUUGGCCUUGCCAUGUUCCGGUAGUCCUGCAUGACAGGUCGAUGAGGCCGCUUUUCAUCCCCGGAGAAAAACACGGGCUUUGGCCUAUCCACUUGCCGGGCAGUGAGUCUGAUUUCUGUCAUUCCAACAUCACCAGAAGCACUUACUACAAAAUCCGGGCAGAGUUUCUCAGGGGUCAUGCUUUGACAAAGGACAUGUUGAGUCCGGGUUUUGAUUGGAGCGACCUGUUUGAACAUUUUCCUUAUGGGAAGAUAUACGGGCGGGUAGUGAAAAUAUCACUGUCAGCUAGUGAGAAAGAGGAGCUGGAGGUGUGGGUUGGGUGUGUGAAGUCGCGAUUCAGAUGGCUAGUGGUGAGGCUGGAGGAGGAAUUACAGGGAUUCAUCGACCCCAACCCGACCGAGUAUCAUGUUUGCCCAGCAGGAGGAGGAGGAGGAAAGGUGGCGGAAGUAGUGUUCUACUGGGGGCUACAGCCGGGGAGAAGCAAGUGGAUAGACAUAGAAGCAGUGGAGGGUGAGUUCAGGAAGACAUUGAGGAAUGUGUAUCAUCAUCAUCAUCAUCGCCGUGGCUCUGCUUCUUCUCCUUCUUCCACGGCGAGGGUGAAACUAUCCGUUGUGAAGACCUCCUCCCAACAGCAACUUCUCCUCGGCAAUAACAACGACGACAACAACAAGGAACAACGACAACGACAUGUAUCUGCAAAUGCACCAACCCCGGUUGCCGCCGGGGCAUAAGUGCCUUUCUCCGCCGGGAUGUACAUACAUUACAGAGAUAGAUUGAGUUCCAAGGCAAUUGGUCGGAGGAUAUACGAAAAGAGAGAAAAAAAAACAUGCAUGGAUGGAUUUGUUUGCAACUUGUUUCGCUACGGUUUGUUUUGUGGCGAUAAAGAAACAUGAAAAUU